AUGAUAUCGUAUUUCCGGCAUGCUUUUCAGCUGCUCGUCGUUGCGUUAUCUGGUUCAGACGAGCCUGAAGGCCCCCCUCCUGGCUCGCCUCCGAAGAUGAAGUUCGAAGGCCCGUGGUUCUUUACGCAACUUGCGCUCUCGGCGACCAUCGGGCUGGCGUCUUUCAUCAUCUUCUCUUAUGCACGCAUGAGAUGGCCAAUUCUCUUCGCGCCGCGUACCAAACUCAAGGGAUUCUCCCCCCAUGAAGCACAUGCGCACCAGGCCUUUUUCGGCUGGAUCCUUCCAACCAUCCGAACGUCGGAGUUCACUGUCCUUCAGAUCGUAGGUCUUGAUGCUGCGGUGCUCCUCAGUUUUUUCAAGAUGUCUUUUUGGCUAUUCUCUUCUUGCUCCGUGUUAGCUGCGGCCAUCCUCAUGCCAAUAAAUCUGAAGAACAACAUCGACAUUGGAGACGGACGGGAAGACGCACCCACUAUACCAACUUACCUGGAUGACCCUGUACCACCAGACCCGACCAUCCCUCGUUCUACAUGGGACAAUUGGUUCGACCUCAUCAGUGAUGCCAACAGCUACCUCUCUCUUCAUCUCCUCUUCACGUACUUGUUCACUAUCUUGGCGCUACGCGCCCUUUACAAGAACUUCAAGCGGUUCGUCCGGUCUCGCCAGCUAUUCUCUCUGGAACUUGUGCAUUCGGUCCCAGCUCGCACUGUGAUGGUCACCCACCUCCCGCCGCAUCUACAGUCGGAACCCGCGCUGGCAGAUUACUUCGAACAGAUGGAUCUCAGCGUGGAGAGUGUCAAUAUAUGCAGGGAGGUUGUCUCACUCAAGCGACUCCUCGAUAUCCGGACUCAAGCCCUGCUCAAGCUGGAGCACGCUUGGGUCGAUUAUCUCGGGAACCCUAGCGUUGUCGCACCGAACACAUCAAUCCGAUAUCCUCUGGUCGAUAUUGACGACGCGGCAUCGAUCGAGAGCCAACCCGAGCAGCUGGUGCUGCCUAAUCGCAAACGGCCGACCAUUCGACCCGGAUGGUUUUCCCGCAAAGUGGAUGCAAUCGAGUACUACGAAGACAAGUUCAGGGAAGCCGACGAGCUUGUCAAGAAGAGGCGCCGUAUGGGUCGAUUCAAGCCCACCCAUGUUGCGUUCGUAACGUUUGAGAAGAUGUCAAGCGCGCAAAUCGCAGCACAGACCGUGCAUGCCCCACACCCCAUGCAGGGCCUCACGCAUCUCGCACCUGAACCACGAGACAUCUUUUGGUCCAAUAUCUCGUACUCUCCGUUGAACGCCCUUGUCCGCGAGUGGAUUGUGAUGGGCGCAAUGGUCUUGCUCCAAUUCUUCUGGUUCAUUCCGAUUACAGCGCUGGCCAGUCUGCUGAGUCCGGAAGAGAUCAGGAAGACAUUGCCUUGGCUUGCCGAUCUCAUGGACCGCAACGAACAUCUGGGUGCUCUCAUGCAGACUUUGUCGUCGCUGGGUAUGGUCACUUUGAAUGCCACUUUACCGUUUCUUCUCGAAGGCUUGACGUACAUCCAAGCGUUCCCGGCACGCAGCUGGAUCGAAUAUUCAGUGAUGAAAAAAUACUUCCUGUUCUUGCUGAUCAACGUCGUCUUCAUCUUCCUUGUCGCUAGUACAUACUGGCAGCUCAUCCGAGAUCUCGCAAGCUCUCCAUCCAAGGGUAUUGAGAAGCUAGCACAAGCACUUAACGCCGGUAACGCGCGACACUUCUUCGUAUCAUACGUCAUCCUGCAAGGUUUCGCCUUGAUUCCGCUACAGCUACUCAACCUUGGGAUCGUGAUUCCACGAAUAAUAUUUCGCCUCUUUUUUGAGAACUAUCGUUCUCACUGUGCUUCAGACUUCGCGGAGCUUAACGCCCCUCCAAUGAUCAACUACGGCAUCGUGUACCCUCAAGCCAUCCUCGUUUUUGUCAUCACCUUGCUUUACAGUGUCAUGCAACCGCUUAUCCUCGUGUUCGGAGCGGUUUACUUCGGUGCUGCAUAUAUUGUCUACAAGUACAAGCUAUUGUUUGUCUUCUACAAGCCAUACGAAUCUCAGGGACAAGCCUGGCCGAUCACAUUUGUCCGCCUCAUUUGGGGGGUGCUCAUAUUCAUCGGGUUCAUGAUCGGCAUGUUUAUUAUCAAGAAAUCGUUCAUCCUCGCCACUCUACUUGCACCAUUGCUCGCGGGGACGCUACUAUGGUGGUACUACACCGAUAAGCAGUUCCGUCCCCUCAGCAAGUGUGUCAGUCUCCACUCGGUGCACGAGGUGGAACGCGGUGAGGAAAGUGCGGACGUCGUGAGGCUACGCGCUGGUCAUCCAGUAACAUGGUCACAGAGCAACCUCAACCGGCGACGGUACGCACAGAACGACGAGACUCUCUAUGUUGCACCUGAAGAUGAGCGCACAGAUUAUUCGCAACCCCCGAUGUCGAACUUCUACAGUGGUGUUCUCAACACCGGCAAACGGCGUUAUGGUCAUCCAGCCUUAACCGGAGUCCUGCCGUACCCUUGGCUACCCAUCAAGAAGGGCCAGAGUAUCAAUAGGCACAGAGAUACGGGUGACGAGGGCAGCCCUGGCGUCGUGCUGACCCUCCGCAAGAAGUACAGCGUCGUCCGUGAACGCCCGCAAAGUCAAGCAAGCGACGAGUCCGGCUCAAGCGACCCUUCGGGUUCUGGUACUGCCGCAGAUCCUGGGGGCCCGCCACCAACAACAGAACGCGUCGAGCCUUCUGACCGCUCUGUGCUCGAUCGCAAUCCUUGGGAAGAGGAUCGCACACCCGCCGCACGUCCACGUCCUCGAGGACAGGAAGGGCGGAGCAACACGCAAAUAGUCCGCCGGCUCAGCUUCGACGCCGCGUCAGGGGUCAUCGCUCUCCCCGAAGAUGGGAGCUGGCUCGGCGACGAUAGCGACUCGGACGACUAUGGAGAGAUGGCCGCAUCAACAUUGGCCGGCUCACAGGCCCCAAGCGAGAGCAGUCCAUUGAUAUCGGCAGGUCCUAGCGGGUCCCCAUCGAGGAAACGAUACAGCACAUACUACCACCAUCCAGAGAGACGGAAGAUGCAUACCCAGGGAUGA
Epithele typhae is the source of this 3063-nucleotide messenger RNA. RefSeq lists its product as uncharacterized. Lineage: Eukaryota; Fungi; Basidiomycota; Agaricomycetes; Polyporales; Epitheliaceae. Gene Ontology annotation, cellular component: plasma membrane. The transcript is spliced from 14 exons. Gene Ontology annotation, molecular function: calcium-activated cation channel activity. The coding region runs from base 1 to 3063 and encodes 1020 amino acids. The record is from RefSeq and is a predicted model, not a curated record.